Messenger RNA from Brassica rapa (field mustard), 1676 nucleotides. RefSeq names its product probable pectate lyase 3. Gene Ontology annotation, molecular function: pectate lyase activity. The record is from RefSeq and is a predicted model, not a curated record. Lineage: Eukaryota; Viridiplantae; Streptophyta; Magnoliopsida; Brassicales; Brassicaceae.
ACAUACAAUUCUUAACCCGGCAACCCGAUCUGAAAACCACAAACUCUCCUUGUGGUUUUCACCGGGAAAAAAAAUCUCAGCUGUUUUUAUCUCUCUAUUUGCAAAUGGCCGCAGCGUUUUUGAAUAUUGGCAGCUACAUUUUCGUCUUCUUAUUAUCGUCAUUAGCCACAUUAGCACCACAGGUUCAAGCCAAUAUUGCCGUCUUCGACGACUACUGGACGCAGCGUCAAGGCGAUGCGUUGAAACAAACUUUGGCCUCUUUCGAUCCUUAUCCUCUUAACGUUACCAACCACUUGAAUUACCAUGUCGCUUUAGCACUUGACACCACGGAAUCAACCAACAGCACAAGAAGAGAGCUUUCACAGGCGAGACGUGGUCGUAAAAUGCAAAACAGAGGAAAAUGCGUAGCUCAUAACCCGAUAGACAAAUGCUGGAGAUGCGACCGUGAUUGGGAGAAGAACCGUAAGAAACUAGCGGUCUGUGCCCUCGGAUUCGGCAGGAGAACCACCGGAGGAAAAGACGGACCGAUCUACGUAGUCACCGAUGCCUCAGACGACGAACUUAUCAGCCCUAGGCCAGGAACAUUAAGACACGCGGUGACACGAGACGGACCGCUUUGGAUCAUCUUCGCAAGAAGCAUGGUUAUAAAACUGCAACAGGAACUGAUGAUGACGAGCGAUAAAACGAUCGAUGGACGUGGAGCUAGGGUGUACAUCAUGGGAGGUUCUGGACUAACGCUGCAGUUUGUGAAUAAUGUAAUCAUACACAAUAUCUACAUCAAGCAGAUUGUUCCCGCGAACGGCGGUUUGAUCAGAGACUCCGAGCAACAUAUAGGGCUCAGGACAAGAAGUGAUGGUGAUGGAAUCAAUUUGUUUGGAGCAACUAAUGUUUGGAUCGAUCAUGUCUCGAUGACGAGAUGUUCUGAUGGUAUGAUUGAUGCGAUUCUAGGAUCCACUGCAGUGACUGUCUCCAACAGCCAUUUCACAGACCACCAAGAGGUGAUGCUUUUUGGGGCCAAUGACAAACACGAGAUCGACAAGAAGAUGCAGAUAACAGUUGCAUUCAACCACUUUGGUAAGAGACUGGAACAGAGAAUGCCCCGGGUCAGAUUUGGAACGAUACAUGUGGUGAACAAUGACUACACACAUUGGGAAAUGUAUGCAAUUGGUGGGAACAUGAACCCUACAAUCAUUAGUCAUGGCAACCGUUUCAUUGCUCCUCCCAACGAACAAGCCAAACAGAUCACAAAGAGAGAGUACACUUCUUACGUUGAUUGGAAACUUUGGAAUUGGCAAUCAGAAGGAGAUUACUUCCUGAAUGGAGCUUACUUUGUGCAAUCCGGUAAACCUAAUGCCUGGAGCCCUAAACCGAAAAACCCUAUUCCAAACAAGUUUGCGAUCCGACCUAAACCGGGAACGAUGGUCCGUAAACUCACCAUGGAUGCAGGAGUACUGGGCUGCAAACAAGGUCAAGCCUGCUGAGUGAAAUAACCAUUUUGUUGCCUUCCAACAAACAAAGCUUGUGCUCUCUGUAUUUGCUUGUUGACCAAGAAAAGAAUGAGAGAAAGAGAGGUGAAAAGCAAAUGAAACUGGUUUUUCUAUGAAUGGGGUUUUGUAAUAUUAUUCUUGUUAGGAUUCAGUUUCCUCUAUAUACAAUUUUCCCAUAUAUUUUCACUA